Anthonomus grandis grandis is the source of this 7002-nucleotide messenger RNA. It is a transcript of the gene Hydr2, whose product is annotated as abhydrolase domain-containing protein 2. Gene Ontology annotation, biological process: steroid hormone receptor signaling pathway; medium-chain fatty acid catabolic process; acylglycerol catabolic process. The coding region runs from base 203 to 1417 and encodes 404 amino acids. The transcript has 7 exons. Gene Ontology annotation, molecular function: monoacylglycerol lipase activity; acetylesterase activity. NCBI's taxonomy places the organism in Eukaryota, Metazoa, Arthropoda, Insecta, Coleoptera, Curculionidae. Gene Ontology annotation, cellular component: sperm plasma membrane; sperm flagellum. The record is from RefSeq and is a predicted model, not a curated record.
CGCGGCGCACCCCUUCCUUCCCGCACACACUCCAUCAUCAAUACGGAAAACUUUCGAUUUUUAUAAUCAGUCAGUUUGUUUUGUUGUGAUUUUCUAUCAAUUUUAAUGGUAAAAUUGAAUGGAAAGAGCAGUGGAGGUAAUUCGCGUUACUGUUUAGAUCACAGAUAAGCGUGUCAGAAAGAAUUACACGAAAUAAUCCGCAAUGUCGACCGCUUUGCUGGCCGUGAUUGCCGUAAUCUUAUGUAUACUCUUCAGAAUCCUGAAUGUGAAUUCGCAGCCCCAAAUACCGUCCCUAUUUUGCGGGGACAAUAAAUUUCUUGAUAAUAUCCUGAAGAUAUCACCUUUAUUAAAAGAGCCGUACAUUCCGACAAGACUAUGGGGUUUCAGCGGCCACGUACAGACUAUCAUCCACAGCGUGAUUGGUCGCGUGAAAUGCCCUUGGCCAAUGGGAGAACGCAUUUUUCUCACCCUCUCGGAUGGGACCACUCUCACCUACGAUAUGUACCAACCUUUAGACACCAACUUUCCCGAUGACAUUUCAAUAGCAAUCUGCCCAGGUAUUUGUAAUACCUCGGAAUCCGUGUACAUUAGAACUUUCGUGCAUUGGGCGCAGUACCAUGGAUACCGGUGUGCCGUUCUGAAUCAUGUAGGCGCCCUACCGAAAGUACCGGUUACUGCACCAAGAAUUUUCAGUUAUGGCAAUACUGAAGACUACCAUUCGAUGCUCCUAAAUCUAAUCAACCGGCAUCCAGAUACCAAACUGGUGUGCGUGGGCUUCAGUCUGGGCGGUAAUUUAGUCACGAAAUAUCUUGGAGAAAAAGACCGAGUCAAACAUCCAAAUAUCAUUGGAGGAAUAUCUAUUUGCCAGGGCUACAAUGCCAUCGAGGGCACAAAGUACUUGCUCAACUGGCAAAACUUUAGGCGUUUUUAUCUGUACGUCAUGACUGAAAAUUUGAAGAAUAUUAUUUUGAGGCAUAGUAAGGUAUUGUUGAGUGAAGAGGCCAAGAGAAGGUUCCAAUUGAUAGAGUCUGAAAUUAUUUCCGCUGCUACUCUGCCUGAAUUGGACGAGGCAUAUACAAAGAAGGUGCAUGGUUUUAAUACUAUAACGGAGUUGUACCAUUGGAGCUCGAGUCUCAAUUACGUAAAGAACAUAGAUAAACCUAUCAUUUUUGUUAAUGCCAAAGAUGACCCUAUUGUUCCCGAACCGUUGUUGGAACCUAUUAGAAAAUUAGCCGAAGAAAAACCGAACACCCUCUACGUGGAAGUGGCACAUGGCGGUCAUCUGGGCUUCUACGAGGGCGGCCUCACGUAUCCCAACCCGGUCACGUGGUUGGAUCGUGCCUUAGUGGCAAUGGUGGGCAGCCUUGCUCUCCACUACGACGACAAAUUAAUGAAAAAAUCAAGUUUGGGCGUGUAAUUUUUUACUCGUGAAGCGUCGGUGGGACGUGUCGAAGUUUUGUAGCCGGAAAUCUAAUGUUUGAUCAUUUUAGAUUUAUAUUUUAAUUGAUCAAAUUUCAAUACAAUUUGCCAUCAUAUGUCAUAUUUCCGGAUACAUUUUGAUACUACUUGGCUGUGUUACUAUCGAAUGACGGUUUUAAAGUCUUAAGUAGCAGUAGUUAAAAGCAGGUGAACCGGGGGUGGUUGGUGACCAGUACGGAUACUAGUGUUUUUUGACUUUUUUAGGUUACUUACGACGGAAUGUGUGUAUAUUUUGUUUUUUGCAGAUAUUGUCCUUGAUAAAGGUCAAUAAAAUUGUUGAUUUUUGUUCACAUUUUUUUCACAGCUUGUAUGUAUGUUGUACAGCUUAAGUUAUUGAAUAAUUAUGGUAUACGUUGGUUAACACGCACUCAAGCAUUUAAGAAACUUUGAAGUCUAUUUACGAAUCUUUAAAUGCACAUAAAGCUACUUCUAGUUUUAUUUUGCAACAGGUCGCAAUAAUCAAUUAACACAAAAUCACUUAAUGUGACAAUAAGAAACCUAUUUUUCCUUUUUGGAUCCAAUCACAAACCCACGUGAAAACUUAUAUACCGGGUGACACAGAAAAAAUUUUCGGUUUAUUUUUGUUAAUUAGUUUUUUUCUUCUUAUGCGCUUAUUUAGCAACCGAUUUAAAAACUAAUCAUAUUAAAUUAUUGGGAAAAAGAAACCGCAUUUCAAAAGUGGUUGUUGCCAAUAAUGUGCUAUUUAAAAAAUUAAGUAAUUGCCAAAAUUAAUGGUUUUGACAUUUUAAAUAGGCGUUUAAGUCCAAAAAUCUCAUCCAUUAUUCUCUAAGAGACCAACAUACAAAAUUGACGAAAAACAAAAUAAAACACAAAGUCACGUGAACCCACAAGUGAGUACUUGUACUGUACUGUGAAGUGUGUGGAUGGCUUCUAAAGGCCUGAUGAUGCUCUAACUAGAGCGAAACACGUGUAGCCCGUUUUAUUACAUGUUUUGAGACCGCGACUUUGUGUUUUUCUUUGUUUUUCGUCAAACAUUUAAGUCAUAAAAUGCAAUGAAAACUAUUUUUCCAUAAGUUAAAAAUCAAAAUUUAAAAUCAAAAUCUAUAAACAUGAAUAACUAAUGACUAACAACAUGACUAACAACAUGAUCAAAAAUUAAAAGUUUUGACGCAUUCACGGCACCCUACUAUAACCCCUUCAGACCUGACUUUUUUUUAAUGGCAAAAAAAUAUUUUUUUCCAAGAUUUAGCUAAUAUGACACUAUCUGAAUUCAUUUAUAUAAUUUUUUUGAUUUUUUUAAAUUUUUUUUUGUAUAUUUGUUUGAUUGUACAUACCCAUGUACAUAAGGUACGGAAUUAAAAAAAAAGUUAAGCAAAUACAUAUUUUUUAUUUAGGCAUAAAAGAAAGAAAAUGAUAUAAUCCUAUUUGGAAGAACGGUGGAAAGUUAAAAAGCAGUUUCGAUUUUUAAUAAGACACAAAUGCAUACGACACUUGUCACAAAAUACAUGUGACCUUCCUUUACAUCCAGCCACCUUGCUUCUAGUAGUUUCUUUUUUUUUAUCAUCAAAUUGGGGCAUAUGAUCUACCCUAUCCAACUGAACUUCAACGAGUGGGCGAAUUUCCACUUUUCUUCUUACUGGAUGAGGAGACGCGGGUGGGGUAGCACUAAAGGAUGAUGAUGGUCGACCCCGUUUAUUUGAGGGAACCUUCUGACCCAUUUUUAUUAGACUUUCAGCAAUCGUCAUCCUGAAAUCGAGUAAGUCCAUAAUUUUUUUUUUGGAACAUUACAAGGUUGGCAUUCUUUUUUAUAUCCCAGCCAGCUGUUAACCAAAGCAAAGUCAAUCAUAUGCAUCGUAACUCGCAGUGUCCACUUAUUUGAUCUGAUGAAUAUUCUGUAUAAACUUAUUAGUUGAUCUAAAAGAUCGAUUCCUCCCAUGCUGUGAUUAUAUUUUUUUACCACUUCUGGCCUACUAAUUUGUACAUAUUGUGAGUUUGUUUUAUCCCACCGCUUUGCUUGAUCUUCUAAACCUUUACCUACGCAAUUCGAUGCCAGACAAACAGUUUUAUUAUCUAACCAUUUUACGACAACUAAGCCAUCCUCGCUAACAACUUCUUCGGAAAAUCCUCUUUCUUCUUUUUUCAUAUCUCUAUCGCUCAUAACGGGAGGCUUUUUUAACUCAACAAGAAGCAAAUAGGAAUUGAAGAAGUUAUCAAAAAACAAUUGAUGGCCUGGUUGAGAAAUCCUGUUUGCAAAGUGAAGAAUUACACUAGCUCCCUGUUCAAAUUUCUGAAGAUUGUCUUCAUUUAAACCAGUUGUCUUACCUUGAUAAAACACAAAGUCAUAAGCUUGUCCACUUUUUCGACAUAACACGAAGACCUUUAUUCCCCAUGGACAUGGUUUGCCUUUUAUAUACUGUGCUCAUCAACACAAAGUUGACGUUCGAGGUUUAAUUGCAAACAUCUUUUUCUGACAGAUUCUAUAAUUGGCCUAACUUUAAAGAGUUUAUCUUUUGAUUCAGUUGGCUUUUCCAAAUUAUUUACGAAAUGAAGACAGCUGCGUAACUGAAAAAACCUAUCCCUUGACAUGUUUCAAGCAUAAAUUCUUAGGGUACGAUCCCAAUACAUUCUAAUUCGAGGAAAUUUAUUCAGGCAUCCAAUCAUGAUAUGAAGAGCUAUUAAAACUCUUAUUUCAGAUUCGGUUGUUGGUCUAAAGUUUUUGACGUUAUUUUGCAAUGCAUAAAUAUUUGUAUACAUUGACAUUUCCUCAAAUAGUUUUUCCGGAAUAUACCUCAAGAAAUUCAAUAGGGUAUGCAGGCUCAAUUGGGUCUAUAUUACUAAUGUCUUGGUCUUGAUUCUAUUCUUGUCUUAUUGUUUCAAAUUUAAUUUUUUUUAAUUUGAAAGUAAUCCCACUUUUCUUUUUCUUUAUCUUAGCUAUUACUACUGAUAAAGAUUCGUCAUCACUGCUGGAGUCAUCGGCACCGUGUUGGUUUCCGUUUCUUUCCUGAAGUUGCUCAUCUAUCUUUGUCAGAGUGUCAGGUCCUACUCUUGGUUCACCGGGGACGGUCACGCUUUCUAAAAUAUCGUCUUCGUCUUCAUUUUCUUCAAUAUCCGACAAAUCGCCAUUUUCAACUAAGUCGAUAAGUUCUUGUAUAUCUUCUGGGUUUUCAAGACUAUACUUCUUUUUAUAUGCACUCACUUUUAAAAUCAGCUUACAAAUAUCUAAAAGAAACUACAAUUUACAACUUACAACACUUCAUACCAUGUGUACAUCUACAUGGACAAGUCUUUAUACCAAUAAAGACUGUUUGUACAUGAACUUUUAGACAAUAAUAAUCAUAGAAAAAUAGUCAAGUAUUUUAUAUAAAAUAGUAAUAUGAACUUUAUAAACCUCUACAAACUUUUCACACUUUUUUUUUUCAAAAAAAAUACAAAAUCCAUACAAAACAUAAACCACAGAGCUUACCUUGAAUCGAUAAUGCGCAAUAAAACUAGGUCAUGUUUUUGUUUACUACUUCACAUUUUGUCUCAUAGAUGGCACUAGAAAAUGGUUUUUGCGUGGUAAAUAUAUACAUAAAGAAGUACAAUUGGUAUAAACUAUGAACGCUUGCGGGUUGAUUAAAAAAAUAACCAAUAAAGUCAGUAUACAUACCCAUGUACACCGGGUCUCAAGGGGUUAAAAUUAAAAAAAAAAGAUUUUUUCUAUUAGUAUUAAACAAAAGGUAGCAAAUAGAGUAUCAUUGUUUUCAGAAUACUAUUUUCUAUCGAAAUACGUAAUAAUAUACCAAGUGUCCCAUUUAAAAUAAGAAAGUUAGUGUCACUUCCUGUUAAACUGGACGUGAUGGAAAACAAUAGAAUAUGUCUAAAGAUGCUGUUAUAACUAUUCUAUCGAUAUACCAAAUUUCAUUCGCUUAUCUUAAAAAAUAAAAAAAUUAUUAGGUGUUCCCUUUUUUCUGUGUCACCCGGUAUAGUUACGGGCACACAAAGUCAAGAUUAAUUUUCAUCGGGGUUGUCCCGAUUCAUUGCAUUUUAAUAAUUAACUCAUUCCAGUAAUUUUUGUUAAAAACCUGAAAAUGUUAUCAUGAAUUGACUUGUAAUUUAAUUAUUUUUUAAAUAUUGCCUUGGUGAUUAAACUCGAUGAACUCAUGCAAUAGAAAAUAAAGAUAUGUGACCUGGUUAAUGAAAAGAGAGCUUAGGUGUGAAAAAUCAUUUUCCAAUUGUUUACCAAUUCGGAUAGGGUUUAAGACGCCCUUUUCCAUGGUGAAAACCAGAAAGUCGUAAUUUCGAGAAAGGGUUACUAAAAAAUUAAGAAAAAGAAAAACAGAAAUGCGAAAAAAAAUCCUUUUUCCACAUAUACGUAUAAACAGGAAAAACUAAAGGCACUACGUUGUAGAAGGCAAACUAAAUUUUAUGCCUCGUAGCUUGUCUAUUCUAUCAUAGUCCAUAUUUCUUCCGUUGAGCAAGCUGUAAAUAAAGACUUUCUAAUUCUUCGAUAUGACAGCUGUAAACGAUUGUUUUUCGUAUUCUCGAUCAUUUUUGGUCAUAAUUGUUUGGGGUUUGGUGUUACAUCAAUCUUUCAAUCAAUCAAAUUUGGUUACCAGCUACUGCUUCCCUUUAUACAGAGCAAAUAAAUCCAUUUUAACGAAACUUUAUUCCAUAUCAUUCCAGUCAUCGUUAUUUGAACAUCUUCAUAGGAUCCGUCAUUGUCUUCACGGCACUACGCUCUUCAUCUACACUCAUUGUUGGUUAUUUUGUGAAUGUAAAAGACCAACAGUAAAGAUUUAAUUAAUUUAAUAACGACAAAAACACUUCUUCAGUUUUUCUCGUUUAGUAAUCUGAAGCUGACUAUGUACGCAAUUCACUACAAUAAUACUUUGAGUAGAAACAACACGUGACGUUCUUGAAUAUAGUUAGUUAUACACCAAAGAAAAUGGAGAAAAGGAGACAAUUAGCGAGAAACUGACGAAAAUAAUUGUUUUCGCACAUAAGCUCUUUUUGCGUAGAAAAGGUCACAUAUAAAGAAUUUCGUCUUUCCACAUGGUACGAAAAAGUCUAAUAACAAAGCAAAAUUCAGUAAAACUAAGCUCAGAUAUUUUCAGGAUUAAACAAUUUUUCCAAUUAAAAUCCUAGUUGAGGCUUGUGUGAUCAGAUUAUUGAUAAUCCCAAAAAAAAUAGUGGCCAAUAAGUUAAUUAAUAAAAAGUUUAAAAAUUAAGUAAUUUAUAAAAAUAUAAACAUUUAUUUGUAAAUGUAACUUAUAAGGAAUUUUAUUUUGUUCUCAUUUUACUAAUCCACUACAUAACAAAAUACUUUCAAAUUAUAUCUUCAUUUGAAGAUAUUUUGAUAUGUAAUGUAUAUAAUGUAUUUUAAUAUGACAUGUAUAAUUUUUUGUAAUUUAAAUGGAAUUUAAAAUACUUUGUUUUGUGGAUUUAAAAACUCAGUGACUGUUUCCAGAAAAUGGGCGUCUUUACCCGAUGGGAUUUACCCUCAUCCCUUCUACUUAACUGUUUUUACUUUUAUUUACCAAUGUUUUUGUCCAUGUAUCUUCAUUAUAUUUCAUUAUCUUA